This is a messenger RNA of Rhinichthys klamathensis goyatoka, 1778 nucleotides long. RefSeq names its product glycine receptor, alpha 4b (gene glra4b). The record is from RefSeq and is a predicted model, not a curated record. Bases 89 to 1564 code for a protein of 491 amino acids. Gene Ontology annotation, cellular component: neuron projection; synapse; plasma membrane. NCBI's taxonomy places the organism in Eukaryota, Metazoa, Chordata, Actinopteri, Cypriniformes, Leuciscidae. The transcript is spliced from 10 exons. Gene Ontology annotation, biological process: chloride transmembrane transport; nervous system process; signal transduction. Gene Ontology annotation, molecular function: chloride channel activity; transmitter-gated monoatomic ion channel activity; glycine binding.
GCGUCCUGCCCCUCCAUAACACAUCUGCCUAUUGAGCUCUAGCCACGGGACACCAGAGAGGAAAAGAGCGAAGCUGAAUAGUGAAAGGAUGUUUUCUGUGAUCUGGAGGAUCCUGCUGGAGCUCUUACUGGUUUGGUGGAUGUUUGAAGGGGUCAUCAGGUGUGUGUUUAGUAAGGAGCUAAAAUCUCCCAGCAGUAGGGUGAAGCCCAUGUCACCGUCUGAUUUUCUGGAUAAACUAAUGGGGAAAACAUCUGGAUAUGAUGCUCGGAUCAGGCCCAACUUUAAAGGUCCUCCUGUAAAUGUCACCUGCAACAUUUUUAUCAACAGCUUUGGUUCCAUCACAGAGACCACCAUGGAUUAUCGGCUGAACGUUUUUCUACGGCAACAGUGGAAUGAUCCACGGCUGGCUUAUAAAGAGUAUCCAGAUGAUUCCCUGGAUCUGGAUCCAUCCAUGCUGGACUCCAUCUGGAAGCCAGACUUGUUCUUCGCCAAUGAGAAAGGCGCCAACUUUCAUGAGGUCACCACGGACAACAAGCUGCUGAGGAUUUUCCAGAAUGGAAAUGUGCUGUAUAGCAUCAGACUCACUCUAAUUUUGUCGUGUCCUAUGGAUCUGAAGAAUUUUCCAAUGGACAUACAGAUUUGUACUAUGCAGCUAGAGAGCUUUGGCUACACUAUGAAUGAUCUGAUAUUUCAGUGGUUGGAUGAAGGCCCAGUGCAAGUGGCCGAUGACCUUAUGCUGCCCCAGUUUGUCCUGAAAGAGGAGAAAGACCUGGGAUACUGUACAAAACAUUACAACACUGGUAAGUUCACUUGUAUAGAGGUGAAGUUUCAUCUGGAGAGGCAGAUGGGUUAUUACCUGAUCCAGAUGUACAUUCCCAGCCUCUUAACUGUUAUCCUGUCGUGGGUCUCCUUCUGGAUCAACAUGGAUGCUGCCCCGGCCCGGGUUGGGCUGGGCAUCACUACAGUUCUCACCAUGACAACACAGAGCUCUGGAUCGAGAGCAUCACUGCCUAAGGUGUCCUAUGUGAAAGCCAUUGACAUCUGGAUGGCAGUGUGCUUGCUGUUUGUCUUUGCUGCUUUGCUGGAGUAUGCAGCAGUUAACUUUGUAUCUCGGCAACACAAAGAAUUCUUCAAACUGCGGAGAAAACUACGGGAGGAACAACGCUACAGAGCUGCCGGUCAGGCUGGAGGAGCAGAGACGAAGAACAAAAGCAACAACGUCACAGGGAGCACACCAAGCAAAAGCGCACAACGCAAAUGCAGUGCCUGUGCACGGGAAGAGCAGUUAGCCUCGCAGAAUCAGGACCUGUACUUCACGGGAUACGAGAUGGACACCUGUCUGUCUGGGGACGGGCCUCUCUCUGAGGCUGCUGCCAUGUUUGCGGGCCUGCCGCCUGGCCACAUUCUGUUUGACAUCCGCCGGCGCUUUGUGGAACGAGCUAAACGGAUCGACACCAUCUCACGAGCCGCCUUCCCGCUCAGCUUCCUUGUUUUCAAUGUGCUCUACUGGUUCACGUACAAAGUGCUUAGAAACGAGGACAUUAUCCCUGCACUGCGACCCUGACAGCCUUUACGACUUAUGAACUUCCCAGUAUCCCAGUUAAAAUCCAGUGUGAGGAUGAGAUCCUGUAUCAAGGACAUUGAAAAUCAACACGUUUUCUCUGCAUGAGUGAACUACAGUAUAUGCAUGUGUCUAAGAACACAAAGACCAUAUAAACCUUUAGUUUAUAUGCAGAAUGACUGAAACACUCCAAUGAAAGUCUUGUGUUGCAUUAAGC